GUCAGUUUAUUGAAAUUGUAUGAAAAUUUUCUUAAUAUUUAUAAGGGAUCAUAAACGUCAUUUGUUAAGAUAUUUUAUACUUAAUUUUUAAGGAAUUAUUGUAAAAAACGUAAUUCAAUUUUAAUUUACGGAAAAAUUAGAGUUACCGGAAAAAUGUCGCAUACGAUAUUGCUUGUACAACCAGGGGUUCGUCCCGAGACCCGUACUUACAGUGAUUACGAAAGUGUAAAUGAGUGUAUGGAAGGUGUCUGCAAAAUAUAUGAAGAACACUUAAAAAGACGGAAUCCAAAUACACCCACGAUUACUUAUGAUAUAAGCCAGCUAUUUGAUUUCGUUGAUACUUUAGCCGAUAUUAGUUGCCUGGUAUAUCAAAAGUCAACAAAUACAUAUGCUCCUUAUAACAAAGAAUGGAUUAAAGAAAAAAUUUAUAUACUUUUAAGACAAGCAGCUGCAAGUACAGACUGAGAUUUUUCUUGCGGAAAUGAAUUUAUUUGUGCUUACAAAUAACUCAUAAUUAAGAAAAAAUUUGGAUGGAAAGUAUACUAAAUGAAUUGAAUAAUAUGUAUUUAAGAUUUGCUUUUCAUUCAAUAUAAAGUACAUAGGUUAUUAACAUUAAUUUUGAAAAAUGUAACACUUUAAGUUUAGUUUGUAAUUUAAUAUAUGGAAUAUUUUUAUGUUUUAAUAUUGAAAACAAACUUUUGCUUCAAGUAAUAUAUCUUGAAAUCGAAAUUUUGAAUUUUGUUAAUAUAGAAUAUAUGUAUGUACAUGCAUAUGGAAAUAUAUAGUAUAUAUAUAUA
Condylostylus longicornis is the source of this 797-nucleotide messenger RNA. RefSeq names its product enhancer of rudimentary homolog (gene e(r)). NCBI's taxonomy places the organism in Eukaryota, Metazoa, Arthropoda, Insecta, Diptera, Dolichopodidae. The transcript has 2 exons. The record is from RefSeq and is a predicted model, not a curated record. Bases 154 to 465 code for a protein of 103 amino acids.